This is a messenger RNA of Hylaeus anthracinus, 5000 nucleotides long. RefSeq names its product sex determination protein fruitless. Gene Ontology annotation, biological process: regulation of transcription by RNA polymerase II. The record is from RefSeq and is a predicted model, not a curated record. NCBI's taxonomy places the organism in Eukaryota, Metazoa, Arthropoda, Insecta, Hymenoptera, Colletidae. Gene Ontology annotation, molecular function: DNA binding; protein binding. The transcript has 5 exons. Gene Ontology annotation, cellular component: nucleus. Bases 534 to 1463 code for a protein of 309 amino acids.
CUAGCCUCAGUCGCGCUCCGCGGCCAACUUGGUACACACGCCACUUUGUUGUUCCUCCGUCGCGGAGAGAGCUCCCGUAUCGCGUACGCGUUUUCCCGUACGCUAUCGUGCCUCGCGUCCGCGGGGGUUGAUCGUGCCGCGUUAUUCGUCCUCGAUCCGUCAUUGAUCGCCGAACGGGACUGAUCCGUCGAAUUCCACGUUGAUUUCGACUGUGUCGCGGCAAUUCGAUCGCGGUACUUCCCCGCGUUCGAUCAACGACGCAGUUGAACCAGACGUUCGCGUCUAACGAACGCAAGUGCCGUCCUGUCGUGUGCGCGAAUAUACUGUCCAUGAAGGUGACGAAGUCUGCCGUUUCCAUCGUGAACGGAAGAGAAAAGGAUCCGUGAAGAGGCAGACCACCGCAACCACCGAGGAGUUCGUCGCUCGAGCCGAUCGUCGUUCACGAAGAUCAUCACGGAAGAUCUUCCGCGGGAGGAUCAACGGGAUCCUCCUCUGAUCUGCGUCGCCGGCUACGGGAGGCCGUCAGGGAUUUCAUGAUCACGAAUUUCAGUAAACCAGGGUCGGGAUUGGAGAUAGACAAGAUGGACCAACAGUAUUGUCUACGGUGGAACAAUCAUCCAGCCAACCUCACAGACGUUCUCAGCUCCUUACUUGCCAGAGAAGCACUCUGCGACGUUACCCUGGCUUGUGUUGGGGAGACUUUCAAGGCACACCAGACGAUACUCUCUGCAUGCAGUCCGUAUUUUGAGAGCAUUUUCCUCCAGAAUACCCAUCCCCAUCCAAUUAUAUUCCUGAAGGAUGUCAAUGACACGGAAAUGAAGGCAUUGCUGCACUUUAUGUAUAAGGGAGAAGUUAACGUUAGUCAGCAUCUACUACCGAUGUUCCUUAAAACCGCAGAGGCAUUACAGAUUAGAGGCCUCACAGAUAAUAGUGUAAAUCACAAGACAGAAGAGAAAAGUCCAUCGCCAGAACCAGAAACACAAAUUGGUGUUAGGCAUACCGAUUCGCCUAACCUUCAGCCUCUUCCCGAGAAGAGGAAAAGAAAGGCUUCGGGCAGCUACGAUGUUUCCCUUAGUGGUCCACCCAGUGAACGGUUCAUGUCUGAUUCUCAGGCAUCUUCACAAUGUAGUUACAAAUCGAGCCCUCCUGUGAUUCCAAAGUUAAAUAAUGCCUUGGGAGGUGAAAUGGAAGAUGGUGGUCGACCCAUGUCCCCUGCAUCACAGCCGCAACCUUCUAUCAAGCAAGAGUUAGAUCAUCACUUACCAGACUUUCAUGACAACAUCUCCCUCCCAGGACAUCCAGUUGGGUUGCUAGGAGACGAUGGGGGUGCCACGGCAGGCGCGCUUAGCGAUGGCGUGUCAGGGAUUGAAUCGUCCGAACACCAUAAUCCCCCAGAAAUGCUCGACGGACUUGAUGUUGCGUGGUGUGGAGUGGAACAUUGUGAUAUAAUAGAUUGGUGCUAACACCUUAUUGAAAUUGAAGAUGAAUUUAAUGAAACGAUGAUGAUGAUGAUAAUGAUGAUGAUGAUGAUCAUAAUGAUGAAGAUGAUGAUGAUGAUGAUGAUGAUGAUGAUAGGAGAAGAUGAUGAUAAUGAUGAUGAUGAUGAUGAUGAUGAUGAAAAAAUAAUCGUGCAAUAUUGCGAUAGUAAAAAUGCGAGCCGUAGGUCGCUGUCACUCGUCGAAUAAAUUAAGUUUCCCAAGCGGUUGCGUUGUACAACCCCGCAGGGAACGUGGGCGAGGCACAAAACGAGUGAAAAUCACGUUUCCGUUCACUUUUCCAAGUCGUCGCGUCACACAACAUUUGGCCAACGAUUUCACGCGAUGUUCAGCUAUUUCUAAGAAAAAGUAUCGCGGACGACGAUCGUUCUGUCUGUCAUUGAAAUCGAGAAAUCUCUUUGUCUCCCAGCUUCCCUUUCUCUUCGUCUCUGCACCCUUGUCCGCCAUCCCGUGUCUCUGUCACGGUAUCCGUAAUUCGGUUCUCCAAUUCGAGGGUUGUUUUAGGAACCUUGAAAGAUUUCAUCGGAGGUCUCAAUAAAUCUAAUUAGAGGGCUGAAUAAUCGUCCAUGGAAUUUCUUUGCGAAAAUUUGUACCAAAGUGCUUCGAGGAUCCGUGAAACUUAGAAAAUUUAGAAAUCGUUGUUAUCGUAUUAUUAGUUGAAAACGUUGGUAAUAUUGGUAAGCUUUCAGCGCUUUGGCUUCGAGCGUUUCUUGAGACAAUCGGAUCUUUCAAUGUUUGAUAUGCGUUUAGGAGGUUAUAAAUUGUUGUAAUAUAAUAUGGGAUUUGAGGGUUUAGUCGUACGGUAGCUUAUAGAGGACGAAAGUAUGGAAAUUGUUAAGUAUUAUUGUCGAUAUUGUGCAGAGACGUUUGAUCAUUUUACGGUCUAUCCUAGCCCCCAUCGGGCAAACGGGCAGCCAUUUUUGUGCGUGACAAGUGGUUGCAAUCGGGAAAGUAUGAAAAUGUACGAAUGAAAAUGUGAAGCAACAUUUCUUAGUACUAAAACUUCAUUUUUGAGAAUAUUCUUGAACGAAUCCUAUUCAAUCUUUUGCUAUAUUAUUCUUAAAUAAAAUCAAUAUUGUGACUUUGAUUUAGAAAAAAGAAUAUUACGUGUUAUAAAUGCGAUACAGUAAUUCCUACUGAAGUUACUCCGUACUAAAAAAUAUAAUCCACAUUUCCAUUAAAAUGUUUCACCAUUUUCCAUACGAUUUCACCGCUUGUCGCGCGACAUUUCCCACCACAGAAUUCUCGAGACUCACAUUUACUUCGAGGUACUAACUUCACCUUGCGCGAUUAUUUGAUCGAAUCAGGGACCAAUAAUAACUUUUCCCGGUUACCAUAAAAAUUCCUAGAGUUUUGUUCGCUGCCUUCGAAGCGACUCCCAGAGCGUUGAAGUCGAAUCUGGAUCGUUUGACCGUUCGAGGUCGCUUUCUCCCACCAAGAAUCGCGUCGAACGCGACUCCCACUUAUUUCCUAGCCGCGUCAGCGUAAAAAGGGGCGUGGUGACCGAACGGUGUGGUGGGGGUGGCCUCUUGGCGGCCUUUGGCAGCCAAAGAAUCUUGCUUCGACCAACAACGCGACGCAGGAUCGCUCGUCACGAAGUUGACGCGUCGAUAUCGGCCUCUUGAUCGUGUUUGCGUCAGAAUAGCUAACGGGGCACGAUGGGUUCGAUGAAAUCGAGAUACAGAGGAAAUGGGGAGAGUUCAUGGGAGGUGGAGAGAGAGAGAGAAAGAGAGAGAGAUAGAGAGUCGUGUACGAGAAUAGCGACGAGAAGAAAAGAAACUAUGGCUGUGCAAGUGAACAUUAUGAGUGUAGUUACAUAGGUGUAGGUGUUACCUAGGGACUAGGUUUAGCUGAUCAUAGGAUAAGGAGCACGUAUAGGACGUUUUGUUUUCACCUCGGCGAGUGACAGCGUCCCGUUCGCUAGUGUACAUUACCGAACUAAAUAAAAAAAAAAAGUACUAUUAUUAAUAUCUCUUUAUAUAUUAAUAUAUACAAAAGUACGGAAUUAAUUAUGGAUAUAUAUGUAUAUACACACAACAAUGGUAUAUGUAUAUAUCUAUCUUCGUAUGAAUAUAAAUAUGAAUAUAAAUAUAAAUAUAAAUAUAAAUAUAUAAAUAAAUAAAUAUAUAUAUACAUUUUGUUAUUUUUCUCGGGGGAAUGAUAUAAAACUGUAAUAAUUGUAAAUCGUGCACAGGGGCCUCGGCGUUCCCCGGUGCGACUACUGAGCGUGUUCUACUCAUCAUUUAAAAAAGAAAGAAAGAGUGAGAGCGAGAGAAAAAGAAAAGAAUAAGAAAAUCGGCGCGCGACUGUAGACUGAAAGUUUGUGAUUUUGCACGGCACGUGUAAAUAGGAAGAAAAUAAGAAAAUGAGCCUCUAAUAGAAUUCAACGUGUAGGGUGAGAAAGGCGAGGUGAGAGUAAAUCCAUCAACCGUUGCAUUUUCGCGUGUGCAAGAACAGUGAGAAUGAGAGAGAAAGAGAGAGGAAAUGCGUGUCAGAGAAGAAGGAAUCAAAUCGACACGGUCCUUCUUCCCCAAAUACCCCCUCUCCCUGGCCCAAAACAAAAAAUCCUCAACCUCUAUUCACAAGCUCCGAAAACAUUCGAAGAAAAUGAAAAAUCACACACGAAACAACCUCACCUCUUUUCGUUCCGUUUCUCUUUGAUUUUGUUUCGUUACCGUCCAUGAUGGCUCCCUGCACCCGUGUCUCGCUUCUAUCUCUACCUUUUCUUCCAUUCCCUCGUUUGGACUCGUUGCGGCACUAUGCACACAGCAAUCCGAGCGGAGCUUAGGCUCUGUUACUGUUGAAAAGGGUAUGGCAUCUCGCGAGACGCGAAAGCUUCGCCAGAGCGAGCCUUCCGUCGUCGUCGUCGUCGUCGUCGUCGUCGUUGUCGUCGUCGUCGUCGUCGUCGUCGUAAUCGUCGUCAUCGUUGUCGUUGUCGUUGGACGUGAACGAGGAUGUCGACGCCGUGGUCGUCGCUGUCCAUCAGUCUCGAUCGGUCGACGUCGCGAUUCUCGUCCACGGGACGCUGUUAACGAUGGCCGAUGUCGACCACCGCGACGACGUCGACGUUCAAACGGCUCGGACGAAGAAUCAUUGUAUCACUUUGGCUCCGACGAAAACGUACAAUAGGGCGCACUUACCGAUGAAAAAUGAUACUUGGGAAGCGAAACAAAAAAUAUAUAUAUAUAUAUAAACAGAAAUAACCGUUGAACCAUGCAGGUACAAGGACUAACGAUCAUAGGGCGUAAUCGAUUUUAUUACGAGAAAUUAUUCUUACUACUUCUUAUUGUUACUACGAUUAUAUUCUUAUUCUUAUGGUUACUCUAACAUGCAAGUGUUAUGUUACGAUUGCAAUUAUUAUAUACACCUUUAAUUAUAGUGUAGAUAAUAUAUGGAUGAUGAGGAUAAUGAAACAAACAAAAAAAAAAAAAUAUGGAGAAUUAAUCACAUGUGCAUUUAAUGUAUUUCAUACUAAUUUUUUGAUUAAACAUAAUUGUGUGUUAA